Hemicordylus capensis (graceful crag lizard) is the source of this 5196-nucleotide messenger RNA. RefSeq lists its product as uncharacterized. The coding region runs from base 1 to 5196 and encodes 1731 amino acids. Lineage: Eukaryota; Metazoa; Chordata; Lepidosauria; Squamata; Cordylidae. Gene Ontology annotation, molecular function: aspartic-type endopeptidase activity; RNA-DNA hybrid ribonuclease activity; nucleic acid binding. Gene Ontology annotation, biological process: proteolysis; DNA integration; virion assembly. The record is from RefSeq and is a predicted model, not a curated record. The transcript has 2 exons.
AUGGGAACAGUAAAUGGGAAAUUGGGAACGAAUAGUAAAACUACCCCUCUUCAAUGUCUUCUGGACCAUUUUAAGCAAUUCAAACCUAAGAGCUCUGAAAAACUUACAAAGCGCCAGCUGAUAAAUUUAUGCCAAAUUGUGUGGCCCACGUAUUUUCUGGGCCAAGAUUUACCUCGCUGGCCACCCGAGGGCGCUCUAGAUGUGCGAAUUAACUAUCUUUCCAUCUACUUAAGUUUAAACUUUAAAGAUAAAGAGUGGCCAUAUAUGGAAAUGUUUUUGUCUUUGAGCACCCGACCAGAUCUUUGUGAGGGUUGCAAGGCAGGAUCCUUGCCCCCUCCAAACCCAGCCCUUGUAACAAAAUCCAUGGGGAGCCAGAUCCACCCUGUGGUGAAGAAACCAGUGCCUCAGGAGGCGGCUGCCUCCGUGUUUCCAGUAACUCCCCCGGCCCCUUCCAUACGGAAGGUUGAGGAGGAGGAUGAUUACCCCUACGAUCGUCUUUCUCCUCCCCCGCCCUACCCAACUGCCCCGCCUGCGGUUCGGCCUGGAGAGCCAUCACAGGGACCGUCAGGGAUGCUUUCUCCCGGUUCCCUCACCAGGCAGACCAUACAGUUUGUCCAACAGGUUAUGGGAAUGUCCCCUACUUGGGACUCCAGGGGUCAGCCAUCCACCCCAUCUGGGGCAUCCACCCUGUCGGGGACAGGGACCUCUCCCGGUUCCCUGGAGACAUCGGGGUCGUCCCCUCAGGGCGCCAUCACCCCUCCAGAGGAGGAGGAGAGUGAUGACUCAGAUGCAGGGGACACUGCAGGGUCCACUCCUCAGAGACCAGUCAGGACCACGAGGGGAAGACAGCCUCAGAGAUUGGGGGCUGUGCAGUGUCCGCUAAGGGCAGUGCCUAUGGGACAAAGACUGGUUUUAGUCCAUACCCCCUUUUCCACUUCUGACCUUCAUAACUGGAGACAGGGGCUUCCGCCGUAUCGGGAAAGCCCCCAGAAGUAUGUGGAUCUGGUGGGUCAGAUAAUUUCCACCCACCGGCCCCACAUCCCUGACCUCUUCACUCUCCUUACUGGCCUUCUGAGUGAAGAUGAACUCCGCCAGGUGCUGAAGGAGGCCCAUGCGUCCUAUGCUGCCUGGAGAGGGGAGCAGGUUGCCCAGGGGCGCUAUGAUGCGGGCAACUUGCCAGAACCUCUGGCAUUGAUCAGCCCUAACCCACCAGAGCCUGCAACCGACCCUAACAAUGAGUUGGGGAAUGUCUUGAUCAUGGCAGCGCGAACUGCCGUCUUGGACGGACUCCGGAAAGGAGUCCCAAAAGCUAUUAACUUCCAUAGAGUGUAUGAAGCGAUACAGGGACCCCAGGAGUCCCCCACGGAAUUCCUGGUGCGUCUGAAGGAUGCCUUCCGUCGCUUCACAGACCUGGACCCAGAGGCUCCGGGAAAUGAAGCGGCUAUAAAAACAGCCUUUAUUGGCCAGUCAGCCCCAGACAUUCGGAAGAAGUUGCAGAAACUGACAGCCCCAUCCGCCCAACCCAUGGAAACCCUCAUACAGACUGCCUUUCAAGUGUUCCACCAGAGAGGGGAGGUGGAAGAGAAAUUUUUGGUAGAUACAGGGGCUACCUAUAGUGUGUUGGCUGGACACAGGGACACAGUCCCUGCCCUCACCACUUUCACCACUCCAGUGGUGGGCAUUGGUGGGGAACCAUCCCGAGCGCCAGUCACUCAACCCGUCCCAAUAACCCCAUCAGUCAAACAUUCCUUUUUGGUACUCCCAAAAUGCCCCCUUAAUCUUUUGGGAAGAGAUCUUUUGUGCAAACUAAGGGCAGACAUCCAUUGCCGACCAGAGGGACUCUCUUUGUCCUUCCCACCUGAAACUGCUUACAUCUGUUAUCUGGAACCCACACUUGGUCCCGAGCCCGCGGAGUGGAGGGAGGUAGACCCUGAGGUCUGGUAUACAGGGACACCAGGAUUGGCCAAAUAUGCAACCCCUCAUCAAGUCCCACUGAAACCAGGGGCAUGCCCAAUUUCCGUGCGGCAGUACCCUCUCAAAAGGGAGGCCCGCAUUGGACUCCAGCCUAUAAUUCAGGCUUUCUUAGAGGCCGAUCUGCUGAUGCCAGUGUCCAGCCCAUGGUGUACACCCAUCCUUCCCGUACCAAAGUCGGAUGGAUCAUGGCGGUUUGUGCAGGACCUUAGGGAAGUAAAUGCCCGAACACUCCGACUGCACCCAAUGGUAGCCAAUCCCCACACCAUUUUGACCACCCUAACCAGAGAUCAAACUUGGUACGUGGUAGUGGACCUGAAGGAUGCUUUUUUCUGUGUUCCCUUGGCCCAGGAGUCACAGCCCAUCUUUGCAUUUGAAUGGUUAGAUCCUGAUGGUCCCAUAUCCCAUAAAAACCAGUUCUCCUGGAAGAGGAUCCCGCAGGGUUACUCUAACUCGCCUUCCGCCUUUCAGCGGGCUCUGUCCGCUGAUUUGAGCCAUUUCCAGCCACCCGCAGUGACCAUCUUGCAAUAUGUGGAUGAUCUUUUGGUCGCAGCAAAAACGGCGGACGAAGCGUCCGCACAAUCGGUGGCAUUAUUAAAUCACUUGGGUUCCUGUGGGUACAAAGUUUCCAAGUCAAAAAUCCAGUGGGUAUCCCAAAAGGUCCGGUAUUUGGGUUAUGUUUUGGAAAAAGGUACUCGGUACCUGCAUCCAUCCCGUAUCCAAGCGUUGAAUGAUUUAAAUCCUCCCCAAAAUGUGCAGGAGCUCCGUAGUUUUCUGGGAAUUGCAGGAUAUGGGCGACUGUGGGUCCCCGGGUUCUCUGUCUUGUCAAAGCCUCUGUAUGAAUUGACAGCCUUAAAUAUGGCUUGGGAAUGGACGGGCACCCACCAAAGGGCGUGGGAAGCUAUCCGGUCUGCUCUAGCCUCUGCAGCAGCCCUGGCAUUACCCGACCGGACCUUGCCCUUUGAGCUAUUUGUACACGAGAAACAAGGAGUGGCCCUGGCUGUUCUUACCCAGACCGUGGGUCCGGCCAGGAUGCCAGUAGCCUAUUUCUCCAAAAAUUUAGACAGCCCAGUCAAGGGGUGGCCAGCCUGCUUGCAGGCCAUUGCGGCAGCGGCAACGAUGGUUGAAGAGGCUUUAAAAAUCUCUGCAGGGAGCCCGAUACAUGUACAGUCCCCUCAUUCUGUGGCUGCUCUCCUAGAUCAAAAACUACCGGCCUGGGCGACCUCAGCCAGACUUACUCGCUAUGUGUCUAUUCUCUUGGAAAAUGACUCAGUGUCCUUACAUAAAUCUAACUGCCUCAAUCCGGCUACCCUGCUCCCUUUGCCAGCUGUCACCCCUGUCCAUGACUGCCUUAGAGUCUUGGCAGAGACGGUGGGUAUACGUCCUGAUCUCAGGAUGGAGCCCAUUGUUGAUCCAGACCUCUCCCUGUGGACAGAUGGGUCUUCUUUUGUCCUCAACGGACAAAGGUAUACAGGGUAUGCUGUGGUCACUGAGGAACACCCAGUAAUCUUAAAAAGACUGCCCCCACAGUGUUCUGCUCAAGUGGCCGAACUUGAAGCCCUGAUCGCUGCUGCCACCUACUGCCAGGGAAUUCGAGCGAAUAUCUACACUGACAGCCGAUACUCAUUCCUGGCCGCACACACCCAUGCUUCCUUAUGGAAGGCUAGGGGCUUUAGGGGUGCAGAUGGAAAAACCUUAAAAAUGAAGCCGCUUCUGGAAAGACUUUUCUCGGCCCUUCUGCUGCCCUCAGAAAUAGCUGUGAUUCACUGCAGGGGGCAUCAGACAGAUGAUGGCCCCGUGACACGGGGAAAUCGCCUGGCUGACACCUGUGCCCGACACGCGGCGCAAAUGGAAAGGGAGGAGGUCAGAGGACUACACCCAGCUUGGGAACCGAAGGGGACAGCAUGUGUGGGAGCCCUAAUUCCAGUCACCCCCACCCAGAUGCCUUCAAUCUAUGAUGCAAGGGACCACCUAAGCCCAGACGGGAAAUGGGUGAACGGGUGGUGGGUGGUGAAUGGGCGGAUACAACUCCCUAGUGCCCUAGUCCCCCAUGUCAUUAAGAAUAUGCAUACUAGCACACACCUUGGAGCGCGCACCCUUUACAGGUGGCUGAAGCAGAGGUACAGCAACAAGGGGCUGCGGCAGGCAUGCCGAAAUGCCUCAAAAACAUGUCCAAUAUGCCAAAGGAACAACCCUAAAACAGGGGUGCCAGUCCCAAGGGGAAGGCUGCGCACUGCCAGGUACCCUGGGGAGGCCUGGCAGGUGGAUUUUACUGAAAUGCCAAAACAGGGAACCAAACAUAACCUCCUAGUGUUUGUGGAUCUGUUCAGCGGGUGGCCGGAGGUGUUUCCAACCCGCACCCAAACAGCCCGGGAGGUAGUCAUGGCCCUGGUUGAAUCCAUAAUUCCGAGGUUCUCUGUCCCAAGGGGCCUCGAGAGUGACAAUGGGCCUCACUUUACCUCAAAGGUGGUUCAGGAGGUUUGCAAAUUGUUAGACAUCCCGUGGUUUCUGCACUCUGCAUAUCACCCAGAGUCCUCCGCGAAGGUUGAAAGAAUGAAUCAAAGCCUGAAGAUUAAUAUUGCCAAGCUGUGUCAGGAAACUAAUCUGAAAUGGCCUAAGGUCUUACCCUUGGCCUUGACCCGGGUCCGAGCGGCCCCAUCCUCUCGACUGGGAUUGUCCCCAUUCGAGCUGGUGUAUGGCCGCCCUUUUGUUGCCUCGGAGCUGAUGGACCCUCCCGAAACCACCCAGGCAUACCUUAGAAAACUCGUAGGGGAUCUGUCUGCUUUAUCUCUCCAGGUCUCAGCAGCCUUGCCGGUGUGCCCAGAUCUACCCACUACAGUGCACCCGGGGGAUUGGGUCCUGGUGAAGGAACUACAUCCCAAUUGCACUGAGCCCAAGUGGUCAGAGCCAAAGCAGGUCCUUCUCAGCACACCCACAGCAGCAAGGGUUGAAGGGUUGAAAGCCUGGGUCCAUAUCUCCCGCCUGAAGCCAGUCCCAGCACCAGCAGACGAGUGGGCGUGUGAGCAGUUAGGCCCGUUACGCCUAAAGAUCCAGCGCCACACCCAGAGUUCUCCACCCCCAAGAAGUCAGGAGGCGGCAGUCUUGCAUACCGGGAGGACCGUUCCUGUCCACACCGACCUCCCUGCAGACCCAGACGAACAACUGGACUUCGUGUAUAUCGGGGACGGCAAAUUCAUUGAUGUAACUGAUGUUGAUGGGUGUUGA